Macroventuria anomochaeta is the source of this 1209-nucleotide messenger RNA. RefSeq lists its product as uncharacterized. The record is from RefSeq and is a predicted model, not a curated record. NCBI's taxonomy places the organism in Eukaryota, Fungi, Ascomycota, Dothideomycetes, Pleosporales, Didymellaceae. The transcript has 4 exons. Bases 1 to 1209 code for a protein of 402 amino acids.
AUGGCUGCGAGCCGUCAAAAUGAGGCUCUUGUGAUGAUAAGCCUCUUUCCAGUUCUUUCCACAAUAUUCGUCAUACUGCGAACAUACUCACGGUAUUUGAGUCGGAACUUCGGAUGGGAUGAUUACCUGAUCUUGCUCUCAACGCUGCUGUUGACGGGUCAGACCUUGACUGUGUAUAAAUAUGUCCUAGUGAGCGGUACUGGGUAUCAUGUCUACGAUCUUCCCAAGCAGACCGUUGCGGAGAAGAUCACCGCACUGAAAUGGAGUUUCGCGGUGCAAAUGUUCUAUCAUCCUCUAAUGUGCGCCAUCAGAGCGAGUAUUAUCAUGUUCUUAUUCCGGAUGAAAGACUCCCGCCGAAGGAUACGGUAUUCGCUACAUAUCGUCUUCUGGUUGAACAUCGGGUACACCGUCGCAACUACACUGGGAAACACACUGCAGUGCAACCCAGUUCAGUAUACUUGGCUUCGUCCUGAGAUGGACCAGUACGACGCUGAUGGCAAUGUCACUGUCAAAGGCGGAUCGUGCAUCGACUCUCGGACCUUUGUCCUCUCGAGUUGCGCUCUCAGCAUAUUCAUGGACUUGAUCAUAAUACCGAUCCCUAGCAUUAUGGUAUGGAGCCUACAGAUGAGCGUCAAGACCAAGACACUUGUUGUGCUUGUUAUGAGCCUGGGUUGGAUCGCUACAGGCGUCUCAGUCGGACGUUUUAUAGUAUACUACUACCGCUUCGCGCCCAUAAACCUCGAUCGAACCUGGGAUAUCGGUAUCGUCAUAUCGAUCGCCGAGCCAGCUGUCCACGUAAUUACCGCUUGUGCCCCAGCCACCAAAGGCUUGUUCCGCAUGCUGUUCCCAUCCUUCAACUCAGAUUACCCGACCUACGAUGAGAGCUACGUUCCGUACACGCCAUCGAAUACGAAACUCGGUUCUCAUACUACAGCAUCCAAACUGCGACCGUCUAUGAGAUUCAACUUCGGACUGUCUUCAAAAGGGGCUGAAGAGGGUCAAGACGUCGUCAUAACGGAGAGAGAACGUGAUAGCCCCAGAGGCGAGGAUGUGUACGGUAUGAAACCAUUGGGGAGCGUUGACUCCAGGGAGAGUAUAGGACAUGACGAUUAUGAGCCCAGGGCUAGCAAAGCCAACAGGGAGUAUAGCAAGGGAGACAGCGGCAUCAUCGAGGCAGAACCGAAGCACAUCUUGAGACAUGCCAAAUGA